AUGUCGGACGAGCGCGCGCGCGCACCCGCGUCCAACCCUAGCCGCCACCACCACCACCACCCGCACCAGCACCGCACCCCCAACCACCGCCAGACCCCCAUCCCGCCUCCGCAACACUCGUUCCCCUACCCGAACCCGCACACCUACCCGCACCCCUACCCCGCCGCGGCCGCCUCGUCAUCGUCCACGCCAUCAUCUCGUGGCGUCCCUUCGUCCUCCAGUGCGUCACCUCCGUCGCAUCAUGACCGGAACCAGCAUCCCCUCGCAGGCAUGCGACACCACGACGAGCAGCAGCCAUUCGACCGCCGCGUCGUGGGCCUCACGACGCUCCACACGUGCGUGCAGUCCACGACGCGGUGGUUCCAGCUCGUCAUGUUCGCAGCUUUUGUCACGGCGCUCGUCUUAGCCAUGGGCAGCACGUACGACAACCUCAGCCCCGGCCUCAUCUGGGGCGGCGUGCUCUCGAUCUUCUCGGUCUUUUUCGUCAUCCUCUCGUACGCGAGCGUGCCGAGCUACCGGCAACACCCGAACCCGCUCGUGUUCUGGCGCACGAUCGCUGACGCCGUGUUCGUGCUGCAGCUCCUGGCGCAGCAGUUUGUCCGCUGCCUCUUCUUCGACUGCGUGCCGCUCUGCAGCAGCACCAACUUGCAGUGCGGCUGCAGCACGGCCAGCACCGCGAGCUCGACGUGCGACCUCUUUGCCGGGCUCUUUGAGUUUACGCUCUUGGCGUCCGAGUGCUGGUUCUUUUGCAUGACGUUGAACCUGCUCUUGAGUCUCACGAACCCGUUUACGGACUUUAAGCGCAAUACGCGCAUGUUCCACCUUGGCUCGUGGCUUGUGCCGCUCGUGCUUGGGCUCUUGCUCAUGAAGACGGACGACUGGUCAGGCUACUCGGAUCUCGGCGUGUGCUGGACGAACGCACUGAAGAACUUGGAGGCGGACGACUUGACCAACUGUACCGCGGGGUACAUUGUCACGGACAACUUUUCCGAGAGCUACACGGCGGUGAACGCCAACAUCAUUAGCUGGCUCUUUUUCUACAUUUGGAUGGGGCUCUUCAUUAUCUCGGGCAUCGCGGUCUGGAUCUGGGCGUGGAAGCGACUGAGUGAAGGCAUGCCCGAGACGUAUGCAGUCCGUGUCCAGAGCAUCAAUCGCGCGAGGUUCAAUGUCUUUGCCGUGACCUUUUACUGGAUUAUUGUCGUCAUUGUGUACAUCAAGUUCUUGUCGAGAGACCGCUCGCAGCCGGACAGGUCGAGCGAGCUCUUGAAUUUCCUGAUCGCUGGGAAAGGGUACCUCGAUCUCGUGAUCUGGUUCGCUUUGAACGAUUUCCACGUCGCACACUUUACGCACUGUCUUGGAGAAAACACUGGCGAGAUUGACGUGGAUCUGAACCCGCAGGUGAACGCGGCGUUGCGACGGGAAGUGCUCUUUUACACCACGUCGGGGAUAAUCCAGGCUGUUCAGGCAGCUGAACGUCUGCCGGCGUCACAGCGCAUCCAGCAUUUGGCGUUGUUACCGCAGACAAAAGCUACCAACGUUGCCGCUGCGGCGGCAUUUACUGCAGUUGCUGUUAGUGAGAGCGGGAACGCGGCCCAUCCGUCAGCCGCUUAUGCAGCUUAUCGUCAGCAAAUGUCAACUGGUGCUGAACGAGAUGGAACAAAUGGUAUCGCUGCUGCUUUUGACGAGACUAUGCGUGUGGCCAAGAACUCGCCUCGUACCAAGACGUUUCACGAUUACGAACCGCAUGCGUUCAAGAAGAUCCGUGAACGGUUUGGCGUCAACAACGACGCUUACUUGCAAGCACUGUCGGCCACGGCAAAAGAGCGAUUGAGUGAAGGUGCUAGUGGUGCUUUCAUGUUUUACUCGGCCGAUGGGACGCUUAUUGUGAAGAGUACGAGCAAGGAGGAAUGUUCGUUUCUCCGCAGCAUUGCACAGGAUUACGCCGAGUACUUGUGCGCCAACCCUCGUUCCCUGCUAUUGCGCUUCUACGGUUGCCAUUGCCUCGAGUUGUACAGCAAACAGUUCUCGUUUGUCGUGAUGGCGAAUCUUUUCGACACUGACCAGGUGAUCCACUCGCGUUACGACAUCAAGGGUUCAUGGGUGAACCGUCACGGUGAUCUUCCGAAGCGUGGCAAAAAGGUGACCUGCCGCCACUGCAAUCGCAAGUACUUGUACCAAAACUCAGCCCCUGAGAAUGCCAACUGCACGGUCCGGCUAGGUGGACACGAGCCUAACGUUGUGCUGAAAGACUCGGAUUUGACACAGAAACUAAACCUCGAUCGUGACGUAGCGCUGGAACUGUAUCAACAACUCUGUGCAGACUCGCAGCUCCUGUGCUCCUUCGGUAUUAUGGACUAUUCGCUGUUGAUGGGUAUUAACGAAGUUGAGUACGUGGUGGACGAGGCUGACAACUCGGGUGAGGAAAGCGACGUUGCGAAUACGACGCUUCAAUCCAGUAUGCUUGGCAUGAGACCUGGAAGCAACAUGCAGCGAUCUUCUGUGUACAACCCAUUUGCUGAGAAGUCAUUGAUGGACUCACGCAGUGGCGGUGUUCAGAAUUUGGGAAGAUCGAAAGGACCGUCUGCCGUGAGGUCUUCGUUAUCGAAGAGCCGACGUCACGCCAGUGUGUCAUCAAAUGUGGGGUCUUAUCCCAGCCGCUCCAUGCUUCACGAGCCUGCGAUGCCGCGCAAGGCAUCAAAGCCGCGUGAAUAUUCGAAGAAUCGAAGCCGCAAUGGGCGUACUGAGAGUAGUACGUCUUCAUCUGGUCGACGACUUCCCCGAUCAGGCAUGCGCAUGGCAAACACGGUUGUAGGGCCAGCUUACUACCACUUGGGUGUGAUUGACAUCCUGCAGACCUGGACUUACCAGAAGCGUGUAGAGCGUCUCUUUAAGAUCGCUUUUCGGGGUGUCGAUGGAGAUGGACUGUCUGCGAUUCCGCCGAAGUUGUAUCAGGCACGUUUCCAGCUCAAGAUGGCUGAUAUUCUUGGUGUAGAAGAUCUCGUGAGUGGCGACGGCAUCAACCCGGACCUGUUUACGCAGCAAAACUCACACAUGGACGUUGACACGCAGCAGGUGGACCAGCAGCAGCACAACAUCCAGUCCAUUCGGUCACUCACGUCCUCGGAGCUCGUGGCUAUUAACCCUCUGGACUCGCACUACGCGGGCAGUCGUUCAUCUUCGAUUCUACGUCAACGUAGUACGGAAAACUCACAGUCCGUUGGCCAAGACACAGAGGAGUACACGGGCAUCGAUUACCACUUGUAG
Peronospora matthiolae is the source of this 3264-nucleotide messenger RNA. NCBI's taxonomy places the organism in Eukaryota, Oomycota, Peronosporomycetes, Peronosporales, Peronosporaceae. The record is from the annotation of a GenBank genome assembly.